UGUCAUGGCGGGCUCUUGGUCCACCGAUUGUUGCUCUACUACUAGCUGUGCAUGUGGCAACAAGGGCAAAUGGAGUGACUCCUCUCUAUUGGGCAAGCGGCUGUCCGAAGACUCUGGUCGCCACCAGCUGCUGCAGAAGUGGACGAGCAUGUGUAGCUCCAUGACCGGGGACGCGUCGGUGGCCUGCGAGGAGAAGGCGCGGCUCAGGGCGGCGGUGGAAGCGGCGGCGGCGGAGGAAAGGCCCAUGGUGUUCCUGUGCUCGGGCUGCCGGCGGCCGCUGGGCGACUCGCUGAGCUGUGUGAACAGCGAGGACACCGACUGCAUUUUGCUGCGCUGUGUUUCCUGUAAUGUUUCUGUUGAUAAGAAACAGAAGCUGUCCAAAUGUGCAAAGGAAAAUGGUUGCCUUCUUGAGACGUUGUACUGCAUGGGGUGCUCACUCAAUCUUGGCUGCGUAUACAGAUCCACUCCCAGGAAUCUUGAUUACAAGAGGGACUUGUUUUGCCUCAGUGUUAAAGCCAUUGAAAUUUAUAUUUUAGGGUCCUCUGAAAAGCAAAUUUUGUCAGAAGAUGAAGAGCUUUUUAAUCUUGAAAGCAGAGUUGAAAUAGAAAAGUCUCUGAAACAGAUGGAAGAUGUCUUGAAAGCAUUACAAACGCAGCUAUGGGAGACCGAAUCAAAAUUGUCCUUUACCAGUUGCAAAAGCUGAACUCUUUUCUGUGUCCCCAAUCUGUCCCUCAUCCCCCCCUUAUUUGUUAAAUAAUUGUAGAAUUACUUUUACAGCUAUGUUUUAUGAUAAAGAAAUAAUUGUUCUUCAAAUUUGAAUUUUAAAGCCAUUUUAUGAUACUUGGUGGAAUUGGAAUUUAGGAAUUUUUAUUUUGAUAAGAAACUGGGGUAAUUUUCUAAACUGUUUUCUCCCCUGUAUCAAAUUCAUUAUUCUUUGCUUUCUGUUUUUUUAAAACUUUAUUUUGCCUUUAAUACUUUGGAAAUAUUUAAUAUUGAAUGGUAAGAAAAUCUUAGAGAUUUUCUACCCACUGUGUGGUUGAAUCUUCUCUGAAAACUAAUGCAUUAAGCUGUCUGGAGAAACUGGUGAGUUGAAUUAUUUGUCAGAACUAUUUGAAGACUUGCACAAGAGCAAAAUAGCAUGUACGUAUAGUAGGAAUCCACUUUACCCUGUUUAUUUACUACUAUAAGCUUAAAAAAUCUGGAAGAAUACUUAAUUGAAGAGAGUAGUCGUAGUCAUCACUGAGGGAAGGAUUCUGGGGAAUUUUUGUUUUUUUAGUUUUCUAUAAUUUAAGACUUAUAGUAAGCUUGUAUUAUUUUUAUAAUAAGGGAGAGAAUAAAGAUUAAAACAAAGUGCUUUAAGAUUGAUUUUUACAAACUGAGUUGUGAUAUUUAACUGAGAUCAGAAAUCCUGGUACCAUGAAAUCCACACAUUUAGUAAGCAUGGCACUAUGGUAGGCCUGCUCAGGAAUAAAAAGGUAACCCCAAAUUUCCCCAGGCCCCUUUGUGAGUACAGUUGAGGUCACAUAACAGGACUCAGUAUGUGUAAGUAGCUCACUCAGCUUCUGCUCAGAAGUUCCCUAAUUAUUUCUCAGAAUACUAAAAUUAUCAUAGCAGAAGGUCCCAAGUCAAAUUGACUUGAUCAUUUGUGAUUAUUUUGUUGACGAUCACUACUGAUUGAAAAUGAGUGAGCCCUCUGGGUCUUCUCUCUUACAAACUUGCUAUCAGGUAGAAUAUGGUACCAUGGAAAGCAAGUGUCAACACCUGCUGGCAACAAGACAAUUAUCCUGCCUCCGUAAGCUUGGUGAAGUCCCAGGUGUCCAUUCUCUUAAGUGCUUUGGUGAUACCUUAUGUGCAAAUUCAUUCAGAACAGAUGGGAGAGUAUUUUAGCCACAAGAUGCAGCUAAACUGGUUGCAUAGGUAACUCCAACAAUUGUGUUGGGUACCAUUCCAAAGCCAUAGGUAAUUGGGCUCCCUAAUUCCUUGUACCCUGUCCAUCCUAGAGCAGGAGGGGCUGUACAAUAUUUGUAACCAGUCCACAAAUCUUGAAAGGUAAUUUCACCAAUGAGACGUAAUUUCUAAUAGUCAUGGUCCUAAUUAACUAAGCCUCUAUUGUGGAUCAACAGAUAAAUGUAGCUCACGUAUACCCUGGUUACCUCUAGAGUGGAACUUUGAGUAGCUUUCCAUCCCCACAUUGGUAUUCCCGGUUAGGGUCCUUCAGUAAAGUUAACUGACCACACCCUAGGGUGCAGAUGGAAACCAGCUACACAUUUAUAUCACAUGGUAUCUGCAAAAGCAUCUUAAAGUCAAUCCUGGGAAACAUUGUGUCUCAAGGCACAGUCCUCAUCUUUGGCCUAUCCCUGUGAUGUCACUGAAGAAGCGGCUUUGUCACCAUAGUGGGAGAGGGAUCCCUGAGGCUCCCAAACUGCUUAUCCUGAAGGGUCCAGGUUGGAGUGCUUUGCCCUCUUGGUGCUGCACAGUGACAUUUGCAGGAGACAUCUUUUCCCCACUUUGGGCCACCCCGCUCUUAGGGCUGUUUCCUUGAAGCCUGAUGGCUUGGCUUUUCUGGUUUUGCAUGAGGUCUUAUCAGAGUGCUGUUUUUCAUUCGUUUGUUUUUAACUUGUAUAAACCCACACAUUAAAAUCUGUUACUUGAGGCAA
This is a messenger RNA of Galeopterus variegatus (Sunda flying lemur), 2657 nucleotides long. RefSeq names its product MIS18 kinetochore protein A (gene MIS18A). Bases 5 to 703 code for a protein of 232 amino acids. Gene Ontology annotation, biological process: CENP-A containing chromatin assembly; chromosome segregation. Lineage: Eukaryota; Metazoa; Chordata; Mammalia; Dermoptera; Cynocephalidae. The record is from RefSeq and is a predicted model, not a curated record. The transcript is spliced from 5 exons. Gene Ontology annotation, cellular component: chromosome, centromeric region; nucleus; chromatin.